CAACACUAAUCUAAACCAUUAGUUAUAAACUGAGGGGGUGACCUAAUCCAUUGAACAUAUAACAAGUUAAGUGAGAUGGAAAUGACUACAAAAUUUGGUUCAUGUGCCAAAUUAUUAUUAGUGUGUUUGAUGUUUGCUUGUGUUUUUGAGGUUUCAGUAGGAAGAACAUAUACAGUUGGAGAUAGUUUUGGUUGGCAGACUCCUCCUGCUGGUGCUCUUACUUUCUCCAACUGGGCUAACCAACAGACCUUUGUUGUUGGGGAUAUUCUAGAGUUCAAUUUCAACAGUGGUGUACACACAGCAACCAAAGUAAACAAAAAUGAUUUUGAUAGCUGCAACGCAGCAAAUCCUAUUGAUGAUGAAACCAAUGGUCCAGCAAGAUUCACACUCGAUACUACUGGGGACUACUAUUUCAUUUGUACCAUCCACUGUAACCAGGGUCAAAAAUUAAUGGUCAACGUCACUUCUGCUGACUCGCCCUCCGGCAGCCCUUCCCCCGGUUCAUCUCCGGCGACACCUGGCGGCAAUUUGUCUCCUCCGCCGUCGGGCUCCGUGUCGACUAGGUUGGCCGCCUCUGCUUCAUUUGUCAUCCUAGUGCCCAUUGUUAUUACUGCAACUUUCUCUUAAUGUUUAAUAGAAUGGAUGCCUUGGAGCAACAGUAAAGUUAUUUUGGUGUAACCUAUAGGUUACGGGUUCAAGUCGUGGAAUCAUCCAUUGAUGCUUGAAUUAGGAUAAGAUGGCCUGCAUCGCACCCCCUUGGAAUGCGAUCUUUUUCGGGCCCUACGUGAACACAGAAUACUUUGUGCACUAGACUGGUUUUUUUUUUUUUUUUUUUUUUUUUUUUUUUUUUUUUUUUUUUUUUUUUUGUCUUAGUGUUAAUAGUGUUUCUAAUUUGGUGUAUGGCUAUAUAUUAUGAAGUGCGUGCAUGUUAUGUGAUGUGUGUUGAUGUUUAGAGGCUUAACGAGCAUUUUGUAUAUAUUGAUCUCUUGUUUGAUUUCUA
Molecule: messenger RNA, 1000 nt
Organism: Nicotiana tabacum (common tobacco)
Lineage: Eukaryota; Viridiplantae; Streptophyta; Magnoliopsida; Solanales; Solanaceae
Product: umecyanin-like
Cellular component (GO): plasma membrane
Molecular function (GO): electron transfer activity
Source: RefSeq, a predicted model, not a curated record